CAAAUCCAAAUUCUAGGUCAGUUAUUGAAUCGGAGCAACAGAAUUAUUCAUAUAUUCGUUUCUUUCUUCCACGCCCUUCUGUGCUGCUUCGAGCUCCUCCUCUCUUUAUCCGCCUUCUAUUCUCCUCAUCAGCAUCAAUCAAUACUAAACCCUAAAUCAAACCUACUUCCAUACUCAUCUUCCCAUAGUUCGUGCCUCCAUCGCACUGUUGAAGGAACCUACAGCGUGUUCUGUGUCUUCGGAGCAGCCAUGAAAGUGUUCGAAAUCAACAGGAGUACCCUAACUCUCGCUCUCUUCACAGACGUCACCAAUUCCAAGGAACUUCUUGAUUCUAUGCAAGCUGGAACUCUGGAACCGGAAGUUGCAUUUCUCAAUGCUUCUCUUAUUCCAGAUGUUUUUCCUGUGCUUGCGGCUGCUUAUAAGACACUUGUUUCCAAGUCGAGAGAUUCGCUGACCACCCGCACCCUUCAUUCAGAACUUGUGUACAAUUAUUCGGGUUCAAAGCAUAUUACGGAGUCUUUAAAAAGAUGUGGAAUUUCUGAUAGCUCAUCUUAUGUCCUUGCUGCUUGUUUUAAUGCUUCGCCUGAUGAGAUGAAGGCCAUUGAGAAACUAGUACAUGGUAACGAGAUCAACCUAGAGGAAUUGGGAGAGAGAGCAGACCAAGCCCAGAUACAAAAGCAUUUUAAGAUCACUGGACCUGAGUUGACGUUAUCCUCAGUUGGAGAUGCUAUAACAUGUAGAAUUGCUGCGCGGGAUGCCUUGUAGCUGCAAAAGUUGCAUCAAACUUCCCUAUUUCGAGUCCCCUACAGGCGAAUGUGUUAAAUUGUUAAAUUGUUUGCAGUAUAAUCACUUUUAGGUCGGUGAUGUCUAUUCAAUUUUUAUAGAAUUUUCAAAUUAUUAAGCUGUGGAUAUUUGAUGAGAAUUGAUUAAUUUGCAAUUAGGUUGAUGAUGUCUACGAAAUUUUUAUAGAAUGUUCAAAUACUUAUGCUGUUGAUGUCCAAAGGAAAUCAAUUAAUUUACUAGCGCU
Messenger RNA from Benincasa hispida (wax gourd), 1027 nucleotides. RefSeq names its product EKC/KEOPS complex subunit tprkb-like protein. Gene Ontology annotation, biological process: tRNA threonylcarbamoyladenosine modification. The record is from RefSeq and is a predicted model, not a curated record. NCBI's taxonomy places the organism in Eukaryota, Viridiplantae, Streptophyta, Magnoliopsida, Cucurbitales, Cucurbitaceae. Gene Ontology annotation, cellular component: EKC/KEOPS complex; cytosol; nucleus.